UCCCUUCGUCUCUGUGCAUAUAUAUAAAGCAAAGUUGUUCUACAUAUGAGCAGGACCUUCUCGAAAUUUUUCUCAAAUCUCCCAUUUCUUCGCCUGCUGCAAACAUGCUGUUCCAUGAACGAGCUGAAACAAAUUCACGCACAGCUCACCACAGUUGGCCUCGCUCGUUUCACCUACAUCGCCAGCAAACUCUUAGCUUUCUGUGCCGUUGAUGAAACUGGUGACAUAGACUAUGCACAAACAGUUUUUAACCAAAUUUCGAUACCCACCAUCUUUGAUUUCAAUUCCAUGAUAAUGGGUUUUUCAAAAACCUCAAAACCUGAAAUGGGUCUCUCGGUUUUUGCCCAAAUGCGAAGAGAAAACGUAGAACCAAAUGCUCGUACUUUCCCAAUUUUAGCAAGAGCAUGUGCUUGUGUAGCUUCAUUAUGUCAAGUUCAUGGUCAGAUAAAGAAGAAUGGGCAUGACUCUGAUGUUUAUGUUAUUAGUUCUCUUAUAUAUAUGUACUCUAAGUUUGAUGCAAUGGAUUUGGCUUUUGAUGUUUUUGAAGAAUGCUCAUACAAAAAUGUGGUUUGUUGGACCAGUCUCGUUACUGGGUAUUGUGGUAAUGGGCUUGUUGAUGAGGCAAGGGAAGUGUUUGAUGCAAUGUCCGAGAAAAAUGAUGUUUCUUGUAGUGCAAUGGUUUCUGGGUAUGUUAGCAAUGAGUGUUUCAAUGAGGCAAUUGAGUUGUUUUGCAAAUUGAAGAAUUGUGCUAAUGUGAAGCUUAGUAGAUCUCUCUUGUUGAGUGUUCUUAGUGCUUGCGCGGCCGUGGGUGCAUUUGAAGAAGGAAAAUGGAUUCAUACUUAUUUGGAUAACAACUGUUUUGACUACGAACUUGAGCUUGGGACUGCAUUGAUUGAUUUUUAUGGUAAAUGUGGGAGCAUAAAAACAGCAGAAGAAAUAUUUAGGAAGAUGACUCGUAAAGAUGUCACUACAUGGAGUACUAUGAUCUUUGGUUUAGCCAUAAAUGGUAACAAUGAGGUGGCUUUGGAGCUUUUCGAAGAGAUGGAGCAGACAGGACCAAAACCAAAUGCUGUAACUUUUGUUGCAAUUCUUGCUGCUUGUAAUCACGAAAUUCUAGCGAAUGAAGGAUGGCGAUUGCUUGGACGUAUGAGUAAAUUCUAUGGUAUAUCACCAGUGAUUGAGCACUAUGGAUGUAUGGUUGAUCUCUUAGCCCGAGCAGGACGAAUGAAAGAGGCAGAGAUAUUGAUCAAUACUAUGCCCAUGAAACCAGAUGGAGCCUUAUGGGGCUCAUUUCUAAAUGGUUGUCUGAUACAUGGCCACAUUGAGCUGGGGAAGAAAGCAGGGAAGCAUCUGAUCCAAUUGGAGCCUGAACAUAGUGGAAGGUAUGUUUUGCUGGCCAACUUAUAUGCCACUAUGGGCAGCUGGGAGAGUGUGAUGAGAUUAAGGAAAAUGAUGAGAGAGAAGAAAAUUGUUACAGUCCCUGCUUGGAGUUUCAUUGAGAUUGGCGGGAUUGUGCACAAAUUUAUAGUUGAUGAUAAAUCGCAUUCUCAAUCAAGAGAUAUCUACAACCUUUUAUAUCUAUUCAAUGUGGAUUUGAUGUCUUCAUCCCGUGGAUCAGUUAUGAUCUGGGACUCUCAUCAUAACCAAACUGAUGAAGCAGAGCUACUUAGUGGUAACUGA
Messenger RNA from Ilex paraguariensis (yerba mate), 1680 nucleotides. The record is from the annotation of a GenBank genome assembly. NCBI's taxonomy places the organism in Eukaryota, Viridiplantae, Streptophyta, Magnoliopsida, Aquifoliales, Aquifoliaceae.